Schizosaccharomyces osmophilus is the source of this 2949-nucleotide messenger RNA. It is a transcript of the gene ppk1, whose product is annotated as serine/threonine protein kinase Ppk1. Gene Ontology annotation, cellular component: cytoplasm. Gene Ontology annotation, molecular function: protein serine/threonine kinase activity; tau-protein kinase activity; ATP binding. Gene Ontology annotation, biological process: protein phosphorylation; microtubule cytoskeleton organization; intracellular signal transduction. Lineage: Eukaryota; Fungi; Ascomycota; Schizosaccharomycetes; Schizosaccharomycetales; Schizosaccharomycetaceae. The record is from RefSeq and is a predicted model, not a curated record. The coding region runs from base 1 to 2949 and encodes 982 amino acids. The transcript has a single exon.
AUGCACUCUUCAUCGGUUGGUCGUUCAAUCCCUAUUUCUCAAGGGUACCCUUCGUUUAAUUCCCAUUUGAAAAAUUGCAGUGUGGUGGAAAGCACCAUUCGCGCUCUUCCGGACUCUUCACUUUCCAGUUUAUCGAGAUCAACCUUUCAGCAUCCUCCUUCCCUACCUAAUGAUGCAUCAGUGGAUUCUGAUUUACACCAAAGGAUUCAUCAUGACUCCUUUCCGCAAAUUCAUUCAUACAGCCAUAAAACUUUUAUACAUUCUUUUCAAACUCCGGAGCCAUCAAAAAGGCACUUUUCUUCAAACUCCUUUACUUCCUUGCAACCACAGACCGCCUCUUCUCCUGAAAAUGAUAUCUCUUUCCAAAAAUGGGAAACAAAAGACGAAUCCCUAUAUGAUUUAUUAAGACUUACAUCUCCACCGGACCACUUGGCCUCCCAUACUCUACCUGUGCAUUCAACUUGUUCGUUUCCUUUUUUCAAAGACAAUCCCCGAGGAUCGUCUUUUCCAACUCAGAAUAAUUUGCCAAAAGUGCCUAAUAAAGCUUAUGGUGACCGAAGAAUAGGAAAACCCCUCGUUAAUCCUCUGUUUAAUUUAGAUUCGCCUGUUUCUGAUUUUAGGGUGAGCUCCAAAAACAUUCAUUCACCUCAGAAGCCUUCCUCUCAGGAUAAAGUUUUACAACCGUCUUCUGUCGCUAAUAGAAUUUUCUGUCAGGAUGAAUUUGCCAAACCUAUUUCUAGAAACCAUUCUUUUGAAACGCAAAACAAUGCACAAGAAAAUAGUGGUAUUAUACGUUCUUCUUCAACAAAAGCUGAUGAUUCGUUUCAUUUUAAUACUUCAGCUGAAUUGGACAGUUUUGCUGGUCUGAAUCUGUCGAAUAAGUCAUUACUUUCCGCACAGAUACAUCAAUCCAAAUAUUUGAAAUCUUCUAGUCAAGUGAUUGCGGCACAAGAAAUUGUUGAACAAACUUCUGAAGUAGUAGAAGAAAAAGCCGCUGAACCAUACAAAAGCUUGGAGAAGAAAGAGCGCCCUCCAUUAUUUACCAAUAACUCAUUCGCUGUCGGUGACUUGCAUGGCAGCCCGAAAGAGACAGUGACCAAUAUUUCUUCACUGCAUUCGCCCACUCGUUCUCGAAUUCCUGGAGCAAAAGCCUAUGUGAAAAAUACCAUCAAUAUUCAGGUCAUAAAAAAGAAAAACGAACAAUACAUCGCUCACUUUCCUGAACAUAAGGAACGUCUAGAUUUUUUAUGGCAGCAUAAAGCUAGUCCUGCUUUUGCUAAUUGUGCAUUAGCGAGUAAUGAUCGGUUUUCUCUUUCAGAAUUGCACAUGGAUAGUUCUGAGAUUUUAGCUCGGACACUAAAAAAGUCAUCAAAAAACAAUUGUUUUGGUCCUUUCAUUCUGGGGAGGACUAUUGGGAGAGGUGAAUUCGGAAAAGUUAAAUUAGGAUGGCCUUUACCAGGAUCCUCUCCAUCUAAAAAGCAUCCAACACCUCAAGUAGUUAUCAAAAUAAUUCGUGUAAUCAAAGGAGGGCGUUUGUUACGAAAGGUUAUUCGCGAAGCGACGAUUUUAAGAGAAGUUGAUGAUCAUCCCAACAUUGUGAAGUAUAUAGAUCUUAUUAAAACAAAGCACCAUAUGGGCAUCGUCUUGGAUUAUGUAAGUGGAGGCGAAUUGUUUGAUUAUAUAUUAGCUUCACGACGUCUUGAGGAUGAAACGGCUUGUAAGCUAUUUGCACAACUCAUUAGUGGUGUUGGAUACUUGCACUCAAAAGGAGUUGUUCAUCGAGAUUUGAAGUUAGAGAAUAUUUUGCUUGAUUCGAAAAAAAAUAUUAUAAUUGCCGAUUUUGGAUUUGCAACAACGUUUGGUCGUUUUGGUUCUCAAAAAAAUCAAGUCAGUAUUGCUAAACCGGAUUUAUUUAGAACCUCUUGUGGAUCGCCUUGCUAUGCAGCACCCGAAUUGGUUAACUGCAAAAGUGGAUCAUAUGCAGGUACCCAAGCAGAUAUAUGGAGUUGCGGUGUUAUAUUAUACGCUAUGCUUGCUGGUUAUCUACCUUUUGACGAUGAUCCUCAUAAUCCGAAUGGGGAAAAUGUUGUACGGCUCUAUCGGUAUAUAUGUAGUACCUCCCUUAUAUUUCCUGAGUAUAUCAACGAAAAACCCCGAGAACUACUCCGUAAGAUUUUGGUGCCUGAUCCUACACGAAGACUUCAAAUGUCAGGAAUCAUGAGACAUCCUUACUUGCGAGCUCAUAGGCAACUAUUUGAGCUUUACAAUGACUUUGGUACUUUAAAGUACCCUGUUGGUGGUUUUCUUUCGCAAAAAUCAGAAAUUAGUGUGUCUUCAAGCUCAACCGUUAGCACUUUCUCUUCAGUAGAUAUCCCAUCACGUGAUUCUAAUGUACAGAAAAAAACCGCUAUACAUGGCAGCCUUGAGUUGAAGCAACCAACAAAGACUUCGGCAUUAGUUAAUGAUGGUGCUCACGCUUCGGUAAUGUUAUAUCCAAAAGACAACAGCAAAAACCGAUUGGUUUCUCUGCUUCGCAAACCCAAUCAAUUUCCAAAGAGGUUUGAUGACGAGACUUUAUUCAAGGCCAAUUCAAAAAUUAGAGGACAUCAAAGACACUUAAGUACGGCCACAGUCGACUACAACCAUCGGAAAACACCUUUACCGCCCAUUGAAAUGAAAGUUACAUCUUUGGUAACGACAAGUUGUGAAACAAGGCGCAGAAGUGAGGCUACCAAUUCGUUAAAAAACUUGUUAUGUAAGCCCAAGAAAAACUAUUUAGGAAAGGAUUUUUCCUUUCUCAAAAAUUAUCUUUCGCUUAAAAGAAGAGGCAAAGAUUCUGGUUUAAUUUUGGAGACAAUAACCCCACUCGUAAGUACAUCUGACGCUUCAACUUUGAAGAACCUUCAUCGGUUUGAGAAGGGACAUAAAAGACAUUAUACUUUUGCAUAA